AAUCUCCAUGAGCCUCGCUAGGGUUCAAGCAGAGCAUGUCGUUUUAUUUAUGGCAAGCGGGGGAGCAAUAAGAUUCGUGACAAACGACGGAGGCUAGGCAAUCCAAAACCUCUUUAAAAUCCUCUCGCCGCCUCCUUCAUUUCCCCCUCGAACAUCCACCUAAAACCCUAAAUCCCCGCCACACCCCAUCACCAUGUCGACGCCCCCGACGAUCUCCUCCACCUCCCCCACCUCCGAGAAGAAGCAUAAGAAGAAGAAGAAGGACAAGAAGUCCUCCGCGGCCGCUAACGGCGACGACGACUCCCCCAUCUCCCGCGCCGCCGACGCCAUCGAUGACGAUCCAUUCCAGAAGGACUACCUCAUCAAGCCACAGUCGUUCACCCCCUCGAUCGACACGUCCAAGUGGCCGAUCCUCCUCAAGAACUACGACCGCCUCAACGUCCGCACCGGCCACUACACCCCACUCCCCGCCGGCCACUCCCCUUUGAAACGCCCCCUCCCCGACUACCUCCGCUACGGAAUCAUCAACCUCGAUAAGCCCUCCAACCCCUCCUCCCACGAGGUGGUCGCCUGGAUCAAGCGCAUCCUCCGCGCCGAGAAGACCGGCCACAGCGGCACCCUCGACCCCAAGGUUACCGGCAACCUCAUCGUCUGCAUCGACCGCGCCACACGCCUGGUCAAGUCCCAGCAGGGCGCGGGCAAGGAGUACGUCUGCAUCGCCCGCCUCCACUCCGCCGUCCCCGAUGUCGCCAAGGUCGCCCGCGCGCUCGAGACCCUCACCGGCGCUGUUUUCCAGCGCCCGCCGCUCAUCUCCGCCGUCAAGCGCCAGCUCCGCAUACGGACCAUCUAUGAAAGCAAGCUCCUUGAGUACGAUCCUGACAAGCAUCUCGUGGUUUUCUGGAUUUCGUGCGAGGCUGGCACCUAUGUUCGGACUCUCUGCGUUCAUCUGGGCUUGAUCCUUGGUGUCGGAGGGCACAUGCAGGAGCUGCGGCGGGUCCGGUCCGGGAUCCUCGGAGAGAGGGAUAACAUGGUAACCAUGCAUGACGUUCUGGACGCCCAGUGGGUGUAUGACAAUUUUAAGGAUGAGAGCUAUCUGAGGCGGGCGGUGAUGCCGCUAGAGGUUUUGCUCACGAGUUACAAGAGGUUGGUGGUGAAGGACUCCGCUGUCAAUGCUAUCUGUUAUGGCGCGAAGCUGAUGAUUCCCGGGCUGCUGAGGUUUGAGAAUGAUAUCGAGGUUGGGGAGGAGGUCGUGCUGAUGACUACGAAAGGGGAGGCGGUUGCGCUUGGGAUUGCAGAGAUGACGACUGCUGUGAUGGCGACCUGCGAUCAUGGAUCGGUGGCGAGGAUUAAGAGAGUGGUGAUGGAUCGAGACACUUACCCAAGGAAGUGGGGGCUGGGGCCGAGGGCAUUGAUGAAAAAGAAGAUGGUUGCGCAAGGGCUGCUGGAUAAGCAUGGGAAGCCAAAUGAGAAGACACCGGCAGAGUGGGUUAGAAAUGUGGUGCUGCCGACUGGAGGGGACACAAUGAUUGCAGGCCUUGCAGCAGUGCCAGAGUCAGUGGCACCAAAAGAGGGGGCUGCAGUUGAAGAAGGGAAGGAAGAGAAGAAAAAGAAGAAGAAGCACAGGGAUGGGAAUGAUGGCGAUGAAGGGCGGAAGCGUAAAUUGGAGGAAGGAGGUGAAAGCCCUGCUGCUAAGAAAGUUAAGGUUGAAGAAAUUCAGGAUGCUAUGGUUGAGGAUGAAGGGAAGAAGAUGAAGAAGGUGAAGGAGGAGGUUGAGGAAGUGUUGGUUGAAGAGGAGAAGAGCGAGAAGAAGAAAAAGAAGAAGAAGAAAGACAAGGAGAAAGGAGAAUUGGUAUUGUCUGAUGAGGAGAAGGCAGUGGAAAAGAAAAAGAAGAAGAAAAGCAGUAAGGAUAAGAGUGAACUAGGAUCAUCUGAUGAGGAGAAGGAUGGGGAGGAGAAAAAGAAGAAAAAGAAGAAGAGUAAAGAAGGUGAUGAUGGUGGGGAACAUGAAUUACAUAGCAGCAUAGGAGAUGACAACGGAGAAGUAGUGAAAAGUGAGAAGAAGAAGGAGAAGAAAAAGAAGCAUCGGGAUGCAGAGGGCACAGCAUGAGUGGAUGAGGAAGAACUGAGUUAGAAUCUUGGAAAUAGGGAAACUUAUUUGUUGCCUGACACGGACACGCACUACUAAGUAUCUUGCUGAAUGCUAGCAAGUGACCCACGCUAGCUGAAAAAAACAGCAUGAAGGUGGUGAUAAGCAGAAGCUAUGAUUGUAUUGAAGUUAUUUUUUCCCUGGCAAAGAUGUGUUUACAGUUAAAACUCUUUUUCUUUAUUUACCUUGGUUGACAGCUAAAACUUUUUUUUAACCUUGGUCGAGGAGAGUGUUGGAAUCUUCGUUUCUAUAUUGCUUUUGCUGUGUUAUUCUUAUUGGAGCUGAGAAAGGAAAGAAAAUGUUGACGAAGAUUAUCAGCAUUGAUGAGGAAAAACAAAUAAAUUUGGCAGAAGCUAUAUUUUCAUUUUA
Messenger RNA from Phoenix dactylifera (date palm), 2515 nucleotides. Its product is annotated as H/ACA ribonucleoprotein complex subunit 4-like. Gene Ontology annotation, cellular component: box H/ACA snoRNP complex. Gene Ontology annotation, biological process: snRNA pseudouridine synthesis; rRNA pseudouridine synthesis; mRNA pseudouridine synthesis. Gene Ontology annotation, molecular function: RNA binding; pseudouridine synthase activity. NCBI's taxonomy places the organism in Eukaryota, Viridiplantae, Streptophyta, Magnoliopsida, Arecales, Arecaceae. The record is from RefSeq and is a predicted model, not a curated record.